This is a messenger RNA of Telopea speciosissima, 1781 nucleotides long. RefSeq names its product WD-40 repeat-containing protein MSI4-like. Gene Ontology annotation, biological process: regulation of gene expression. Gene Ontology annotation, molecular function: histone binding. Bases 106 to 1506 code for a protein of 466 amino acids. The record is from RefSeq and is a predicted model, not a curated record. Gene Ontology annotation, cellular component: nucleus. The transcript is spliced from 16 exons. Lineage: Eukaryota; Viridiplantae; Streptophyta; Magnoliopsida; Proteales; Proteaceae.
ACAGACUUCCCCUUCGGCAUAUCAUUUUGUUUUGAGUUUCGGACCUUUUUGAGAGAGAGAGAGAGAGGAGGAGGAGCGGGAAAACCAAAAGAAGAGCAAAAGAGAAUGAGGGAGAGAGGGAAAGCAGGGCAGCCAUCGGUGGACGAGAGAUACACACAAUGGAAGUCCCUGGUUCCCGUCCUCUACGACUGGCUUGCCAACCACAACCUUGUCUGGCCUUCUCUCUCUUGCCGGUGGGGUCCCCAGCUAGAGCAAGCGACAUACAAGAAUCGUCAGCGUCUUUAUCUUUCGGAACAGACUGAUGGUAGUGUUCCAAACACACUUGUACUGGCUAAUUGUGAAGUAGUGAAACCAAGGGUUGCUGCAGCAGAGCACAUAUCACAGUUUAAUGAAGAAGCCCGCUCUCCCUUUGUGAAGAAGUUCAAAACUAUUAUUCAUCCUGGAGAAGUGAACAGAAUUAGGGAAUUGCAGCAAAACAGUAAGAUAGUGGCAACCCAUACUGAUAGUCCUGAUGUUCUCAUUUGGGACGUUGAGGCUCAACCUAAUCGUCAUGCUGUCCUGGGAGCUGCAGAGUCUCGACCAGAUCUGAUAUUGACUGGACACCAAGAUAAUGCUGAAUUUGCGCUGGCAAUGUGUCCAACUGAACCUUUUGUUCUUUCUGGAGGAAAAGACCAGUCAGUGGUCCUAUGGAGUAUUGAAGAUCAUAUCUGUGCUUCAGCCACAGAACCAGGGUCUGCAAAAUCUCCAGGGUCUGGAAGCUCUAGUAUUAAGCAUAUCUCAAAGGGUGGUGAUAAAGCUGCAGACAGUCCAACUGUUGGACCACGAGGCAUCUAUCUAGGGCAUGAGGAUACUGUUGAAGAUGUGCAAUUCUGUCCUUCGAGUGCGCAGGAGUUCUGCAGUGUGGGUGAUGAUUCUUGCCUUAUACUAUGGGAUGCACGAACUGGCACUAGUCCAGCCAUCAAGGUUGAGAAAGCUCAUAAUGCUGAUCUUCACUGCAUUGAUUGGAAUCCACAUGAUGAAAACCUUAUUUUGACUGGGUCAGCUGAUACUUCUGUUCGUAUGUUUGACCGCCGAAACCUCAUUUCUGGUGGUGUUGGGUCACCCAUCUAUAAGUUUGAAGGUCACAAAGCUGCUGUUCUUUGUGUGCAGUGGUCUCCGGACAAGUCAUCUGUUUUUGGCAGUUCUGCAGAGGAUGGUUUCUUAAAUGUUUGGGAUCAUGAGAAGGUUGGUAAAAAGAAGGAACGUGUUGGAACAAGAAUGCCAAAUUCUCCUCCGGGCUUGUUCUUCCAACAUGCUGGGCACAGGGAUAAAGUUGUUGACUUUCAUUGGAAUGCUUGUGAUCCAUGGACUAUUGUUAGUGUGUCCGAUGAUUGUGAGAGUACUGGUGGGGGUGGAACAUUGCAGAUAUGGCGCAUGAGCGACUUGAUUUAUAGACCAGAAGAGGAGGUUCUCACUGAGCUGGAGAAGUUCAAAUCACACAUACUGACAUGUUCUUCAAAAGCCUGAGCUUGCAAAUGAGUUUACAUUCAACAAGAUGGUGAAUGUAUUGGAGCCAUUACUUGUAUGAAACGUUCACUGUAGUCACGUGAGGCAAUCUAAGAUAUCCGGCCAUGGAUAUAUAUGACUAAUCUCAUUUAGGACCAUAGAAUUGAAUGUUCUUGGUGCAACUGAACUUUAUUUGGUAGAGGAGAUAUUUUUGCUAGUACAUCUCUCUUAGUUGACAGGCAAAACUUAACUUCUUCACUGUCUUAAACUAAAUGAAAUUCAUACAAACUUGGAGU